AUGUCAUACGAGGUCGGAACCAGAUGUUGGUAUCCAGAUAAACAAGAAGGAUGGGUGGGAUCGGAAGUGACCAAAUUUUCACAUCCAGAAGACAACAAAUAUUGUUUGACCUUAGCGUUGGAAAACGGGGAAGUCGUUGAGAUCGAAACUUCCUCAUUGGACGAGCACGAAAGUGACAACCUGCCGCUUUUGAGAAACCCACCAAUUCUCGAGGCGAUCGAAGACCUGACGUCUUUGUCGUACCUGAACGAGCCUGCCGUACUUCACGCGAUCAAAGCCAGGUAUGGACAGCUUAAUAUAUAUACGUAUUCCGGGAUUGUGCUUAUUGCAACCAAUCCCUUUGAUCGUGUCGAUCAGCUCUAUUCGCAGGAUAUGAUCCAGGCAUACGCUGGCAGUCGCAGAGGCGAACUUGAGCCGCACCUAUUUGCCAUCGCAGAAGAAGCAUACCGGCUAAUGAAAAACGACAAGGAAAACCAGACGAUUGUGGUGAGUGGUGAGUCUGGUGCCGGCAAAACCGUAUCGGCAAAGUACAUUAUGCGCUACUUCGCGUCUGUUGAACAGGCAAAUCAAAGCUCUACUGCAAUCUCAGAGAAUCCACACCACGAGAUGUCAGAAACGGAGCGCCGAAUUCUCGCCACGAAUCCUAUUAUGGAAGCAUUUGGUAACGCGAAGACUACAAGGAACGACAACUCGUCUAGAUUCGGCAAAUAUCUCGAGAUUCUGUUUGAUUCUCGCACUUCCAUCAUUGGUGCUAGAAUCAGGACGUAUUUAUUGGAACGGUCAAGACUGGUUUUCCAGCCGGAAGUAGAGAGAAACUAUCACAUUUUUUACCAACUUCUGGCAGGUCUCUCCGAUGAUGAAAAAUCAGCAUUAAAACUGACCAAAGUAGAGGACUACCACUACUUGAACCAGGGCGGCGACUACAAGAUCAAAGGUGUUGAUGAUGCAGCAGACUAUCGUGAAACAGUAGAUGCAUUAAAGAUGGUUGGUUUCUCUGAUGGCACUCAAAAACAACUCUUUAAGAUUUUGGCCGCUUUGCUUCAUAUCGGUAACAUAGAGAUCAAGAAAACUAGAAAUGACGCAUCUUUGAGCUCAGACGAGCCUAACCUGCAGAUAGCGUGCGAUUUGCUGGAAGUCGAUCCCUUCACUUUUGCAAAGUGGAUCACCAAGAAACAAAUAACAACUCGUUCUGAAAAAAUCAUUUCAAAUCUUUCCUAUAAUCAGGCUGUUGUUGCUAGAAACUCGGUUGCUAAAUUCAUCUUUACAGCCCUUUUCGAUUGGUUGGUCGAGAAUAUCAAUACGGUUCUUUGCAACCCUGACGUUACAAAGCAUAUCAGUUCAUUUAUUGGUGUGUUGGAUAUCUAUGGUUUUGAGCAUUUUGAGACAAACUCUUUCGAGCAGUUUUGCAUCAACUACGCGAAUGAAAAGCUUCAACAGGAAUUCAACCAACACGUCUUCAAACUAGAGCAAGAAGAGUAUGUGGCAGAACAAAUCGAAUGGUCUUUCAUCGAAUUUAAUGAUAAUCAACCAUGUAUUGACUUGAUUGAAAAUAAGCUUGGCAUACUGUCCUUGCUAGACGAAGAAUCUAGGCUUCCAGCUGGAUCAGACGAGAGUUGGACUCAAAAGCUUUAUCAAACCUUGGAUAAACCUCCUACUAAUUCCGUGUUUUCCAAGCCACGAUUUGGCCAAACCAAAUUUGUGGUAUCCCAUUAUGCACUCGAUGUCACCUAUGAUGUCGAUGGUUUCAUAGAGAAAAAUAGGGAUACUGUCUCAGAUGGCCACCUUGAAGUGUUGCGAGCAACGAACAACAGCACUUUGACUUCUAUUCUCGGUGUGAUCGACAAGCAUGCUGCGGCUUUGGCCGAGAAGCAAGAAGCUAGUAGAAAGCCAGGACCAGCGCGGAUGGCAAACAAGAAGCCCACACUGGGAUCUAUGUUUAAGCAAUCCUUAAUUGAGUUAAUGGGUACUAUUAACUCAACUAAUGUUCACUACAUUCGGUGCAUAAAGCCUAAUGAAGCUAAGGAAGCUUGGAAAUUUGACAAUCUCAUGGUGUUAUCACAACUGCGGGCUUGUGGUGUACUUGAAACGAUUCGAAUUUCGUGCGCAGGCUUUCCAUCUCGGUGGACAUACAAUGAAUUUGUGUUGAGGUAUCAUAUUUUGAUUCCCUCUGAGAGCUGGACCAAAAUGUUUACAGGUGGGGCCUCCGAAGAUGACAUCAGACAUAUGUGCAGGCAAAUUUUAGAUGUAACGGUGGAGGAUAAGGAAAAAUAUCAGCUAGGAAAUACCAAAAUUUUCUUUAAGGCGGGCAUGCUGGCAUAUUUGGAAAAGUUGAGAAGCACCAAAAUGCACAAUGCUUGCGUGUUGAUACAGAAGAAGAUCAAAGGUAUCUACUACCGCAAGAGAUACGUUGAGAUUCAAAGCGCUAUUCAUAACGUACAGGCACUCAUGAGCGGCUUGUCCGCACGUCAUAGGGCCGAUUUCCAAAUCAAAAAUCUAGCUGCAAUUACACUUCAAAGUCUGAUCAGAGCUGUGAACCAACGCCGCCAGAGUAAAACCGCCAUAUUAUCCGUACUCAAGCUCCAGUCGCUGGUUAGAAGUAGCCUUGCUCAAAGGCAACUUUCACAGAAACUAGAAGCAGAGGCUGCAGUACACAUCCAGAAAAAGAUUAGGGGAUUUAGACCUCGACAGAGCUUCAAUUUAACCAGAAGCUCUUCGAUUCGGGUUCAGUCUCUAAUGAGGAGAAAAUUGGCUAAGAGGCAAUUGAAACAGUUGAAAGCCGACGCCAAAUCAGUCAAAAACUUACAGGAGGUUAGUUACAAACUAGAAAACAAGGUCAUACAACUUACUGAAGGACUGGCGGAAAAAGUUAAAGAAAAUAAGGAAAUGACUUUACGCAUUUCUGAAUUGCAGAAGUCACUCAACGAGUCUGCUAACAUUCAGACGAUCUUACAAGCCCAAAAAGAAGAGCACACCCGGGACUUGAAAGAAAAAGAGGAAUCACAUCAUGCAGAACUUGCCGACAAAUCGUCAGAACUAGUUAGCGCUCGCGAAGAAAUCGAUGCUGUCAGAAAAGAAGUUGAAGAGUUACUUUUGCAACAAGAGCAGUUGAAGAACGACGUUCGCACAAAAAUACAAGAUCUGCAAAAGGCUCAAGGCGAGGUUGCAGAUGCUCAAACUCAGAAUUCGGAUCUAAAGAAUGAAGUAAAAUCAUUGAAAGACGAAAUCAGUCGGUUACAGAGUAGCAUCCGUAGUGGCGCCAGUACUGGUAACACGAUGGUCAAUACACCUAUCAAAAACAGAAGGUUCAGCAGUCACAGCAGCAUGGCUGAUGGUGCUUCUCCAAGACAGCUCAAUGUUGUUUCUAUGAACAACGGUAUGGAGGAUGAUGUCAGAUCAACAGCGAGUGCUCUUUCUCAAAUUAAUGACGAGCUAUACAAGAUACUCGAAGACACAAAAACCCUGAACACCGAAAUAGUGGAAGGUCUGCUAAAAGGAUUUAAAAUUCCAGAAACGGGAGUUGCUGCUGAAUUGACAAGAAAAGAAGUUUUAUAUCCUGCCAGAAUCAUGAUCAUUGUGUUGAGUGACAUGUGGAGACUUGGGCUCACCAAACAAAGUGAAAGCUUUCUUGCUGAGGCAAUGUCUACCAUUCAAAAACUGGUCACCAAUUUGAAGGGCGAUGACAUGGUAUGUCAUGGCGCCUUUUGGCUAACUAAUGUCAGAGAGCUGUAUUCUUUCGUGGUGUUCGCACAAGAAAGUAUUUUGAAUGAUGAUUCUUAUAACAGUGGCUUGAACGACGAUGAGUACAAAGAAUACGUGACCUUGGUUACUGAACUGAAAGAUGACUUCGAAUCUCUAAGCUACAACAUCUACAAUAUCUGGCUAAAGAAAUUACAAAAGGAACUCGAGAAAAAGGCAAUUUCUGCUGUUGUAAUGUCACAGUCAUUACCUGGUUUUAUUGCAAAUGAGUCAACCCAGUUCUUAGGUAAACUCUUCACUCAGACGAAUUACUAUAAAAUGGAUGACAUUCUCACUUUCUUCAAUAGCAUAUACUGGUCCAUGAAGACGUAUCAUGUGGAACAGGAGGUGUUUCGCGAGGUCAUCAUCACUUUACUCAAGUAUGUUGAUUCCAUUUGCUUUAAUGACCUAAUAAUGAAGCGGAACUUUUUAUCAUGGAAAAGGGGUCUCCAAUUAAACUACAAUGUUACUAGAUUGGAGGAAUGGUGUAAAUCUCAUCAUAUCCCAGAGGGUACCGAUUGUUUACAGCAUAUGCUACAAGCUUCAAAGCUUCUACAAUUGAAAAAGGCCAACCUAGAGGAUAUUGAUAUCAUUUGGGAAAUAUGUUCGUCGUUGAAGCCUGCCCAAAUUCAGAAGCUUAUCACCCAGUACGCAGUUGCUGACUACGAGAUUCCGAUUCCGCAAGAGAUUUUGACCUUUGUAGCAAAUAGGGUGAAAAAUGAGUCAUCUCUGUCGUCAGAUGGUAAAUCUCAAGUGCACAGUAGCGAUAUUUUCCUCACUGUUGAGAGUGGUCCUUUUGAGGACCCAUUCAAUUUGAUAGAGACAAGGAAGUUCGGAAAAAUUGAAGCUUAUAUUCCUGCUUGGAUGAAUUUGCCUGUUACCAGGAGGGUUGUUGAGUUGGUCACUCAACAUGUUACGGUGCAGGAAGUUCAAAGAACUGUUUAA
This is a messenger RNA of Lachancea dasiensis, 4680 nucleotides long. Lineage: Eukaryota; Fungi; Ascomycota; Saccharomycetes; Saccharomycetales; Saccharomycetaceae. The record is from the annotation of a GenBank genome assembly.